Messenger RNA from Lecanosticta acicola, 1641 nucleotides. Lineage: Eukaryota; Fungi; Ascomycota; Dothideomycetes; Mycosphaerellales; Mycosphaerellaceae. The record is from the annotation of a GenBank genome assembly.
AUGGUCUGGUCCCAGAUCGAAGCGACGCCUCCGCAUGUCAGCUACCUAUUGCUGGCAACUUUUCUCAUCAGCUACGUGCUCUUCACAAACUUCCUGCGCAAUCGACGUAAAGCAUCCUCCCUCUGCCUCCCCAAGAAAUCUGCUCGACACUGACCAUACUCUUCCCCCCCACUAGUACACCUCUCCGAGCCUCCCAUCGCCCUCCUCGUCGGCAUCAUCCUGGGCCCCGAGGUCCUGGGAUGGAUCACCCCCAACUUCUGCGGCCAAGAUGGCUGCAGCAGCGCCUUGAGACUCGCCAGUCCCGACAAACUCACCGGCUGGGGCUGGGGCGACGAUAUCAUCCAGGAAGUCACCCGAGUCAUCGUCGGCAUCCAGGUCUUCGUCGUCUCCGUCGGAUUGCCCCGACACUACGCCAACCGGCACUGGCGUUCCGUCCUCAUGAUGCUGGGCCCCAUCAUGACCGUCGGCUGGCUCCUGUGUACCGCCUUCUGCAAGCUGCUCUUCGCCACCGAUUGGCCGACCUCGAUGGUCGUCGCCGCCUGUCUCACCCCCACCGAUCCCGUCCUCGCCGCUAGCAUCUUGGCCAACAGCCAGUUCAGCAAUCGCGUUCCCAAACGCCUCAAGGACAUGCUCUCUGCCGAAUCGGGCUGCAACGAUGGCAUCUCCUUUCCCUUUCUGUACAUCGGCUUGUUCAUCUUGACGCAGCCCACCACCGGCCUGGUCCUCAAGGACUGGUUUCUCAUCACCAUCCUCUGGCAGUGUGUCUUUGGCGUCGCAAUUGGCUUGCUCAUUGGAGAGUUCUUCAAUCGCGUCCUCCGCUUCAGCGAUAACAGGGGCUACAUCGACCGAUCCGGCUUCAUCGCCUUCUACCUGCUGCUCGCCCUCUUCUCCGUCGGCGUCGGCUCCACUCUCGGCUCCGACGACUUUCUCGUGGCUUUUGGCGCGGGAUAUGGCUUUGCUCGAGAUGGCUGGUUCGCCGAAAAGACCAGAGCUGCGCAUCUGCCACACAUAGUCGACCUGCUCCUCAGCAGCGCCAUGUUCGUCUACCUCGGAACCAUCCUGCCUUGGUAUGCUUUCUCGCCGCAGCACAUCACGCCCUUCAUCACUCCAGGCCGACUGCUCGGAUUCCUAGCUCUGGUCAUCCUCUUCCGGCGGAUCCCCAUCAUGAUGGCCAUGUACAGAUGGAUACCCGACAUCAAGACCUGGCGCGAGGCUCUCUUCUGCGGACACUUUGGUCCCAUGGGUCUCGGUGCCCUGUUCCUGGCUAUCGAGGCACGAGCCGUGCUCGAGAAUGGGACGAGCACUCCAGGUACGUCUCGCACGCCAAGGGUCUCCUACGAAAACUCGUGCUAACGUGCUGUAGAACCGCAUCCGCCCAAAUUCGGAAGACCUUACACGCCAAGAGAGCAAGCCAUCGAGGCCGUCUGGCCCAUCGUAUCUUUCAUCGUGUUCGGCAGCACUCUGAUCCACGGUUUCAGCGUCCUCGCCCUGAGCAUCUGGACGCAUUUCAUGCGAGACAAGGAAGACCGCGCAUCGCUGCUCGCUGCAGAGACGGACCCGCUGGCAGGCAUGGAGCAUGGCGGAGGCGAUGGGUCCAGCAUCAUCAGCGAGGAAGCCGAAGAUCAGCAAGACCUGACAUGA